Drosophila innubila is the source of this 11074-nucleotide messenger RNA. Its product is annotated as cubilin homolog. The record is from RefSeq and is a predicted model, not a curated record. Lineage: Eukaryota; Metazoa; Arthropoda; Insecta; Diptera; Drosophilidae. Gene Ontology annotation, molecular function: calcium ion binding. The transcript is spliced from 16 exons. The coding region runs from base 1 to 10896 and encodes 3631 amino acids.
AUGUGUAAAAAUAUUUAUUGGAUUAAAACUACAAUCUAUUGUGGCCUUUUAUUUUUGCUGCAAUUGCCGGAAGCCACGGCAAGUAAUCCUUCUGCUCAAGCUUUAUUACAUGGAGGAGAUGAUGGAACCCUGUGCUUUGAGGCAGCAAAGGAUCAGAAUAUAACAUUCCGCCUUAUGGGUGAUGCGGCCACAUUGCUCCUAAACGGCAUGGAUAUCGUACCCUUACUGCAGCGACGUCAACGUGCAGUAGCGGCAGCAGCCCAGUCAACAGAUAUUGAGAGGGAGCCUCUGUCCCUGGACGCACUCAAGGAACAGUUUCGCGGGGUCCAACGUGAUCUUUCUCGUCUGUCCCGUGGGCUAAUCAAUAUGCACAAUGGCACUCGUCGAGGUAGAUUAACUCAGCGGUUGCUCCGCCGCACUUUACAGCGUGUGCAGAUUGUUGGAAAUACUCUGGAAACCCUGGAAGCCAACCUGCGCAAGGACGAGUGCACCUCCAAUCCCUGCAAGAAUGGCGGCACCUGCCUCGACGCCUAUAAAGCCUUCCAAUGUAACUGUCCCGCUGGCUGGCAAGGCGUUACUUGCGAGGACGAUGUGAACGAAUGCUUCGACUUGGCCAGCACCGACUUGGCUGUCUGCAUGAACGAUGCUCAGUGCAUUAACACACCCGGCAGCUAUCGCUGUGUCUGUCGCAAGGGCUACUCGGGCACCCACUGUCGACUGCAUCAGAACGCCUGCCUGGCCAAUCAGUCUGCGGAGUUGUGCGGCAGCCACGGCACCUGUCUGACCUCCAGCAAUGACGCAGGCUUUGUGUGCAUCUGUGAUCAGGGCUGGACGUGGGCGGAUACCAAUGUGAGCAUGGCAAGUCCCAGUCCCUGCACCCGUGACGUCGACGAAUGUGCUCCAGAUAUAAAUCCCUGUCACAAUGAGUGCAUCAAUCUGCCAGGCAGCUUCCGUUGUGGCGCCUGUCCGCCGGGCUAUACAGGUGAUGGGAAGUUCUGUCGCGACCUUGAUGAAUGCGCCGAUGGAAACAACGGAGGCUGCAGUCAACGACCGACGGUGAACUGCAUCAACACGGAGGGAUCCUAUCGCUGUGGACGCUGCCCGGUUGGCUGGACAGGAGAUGGACACACCUGCGAGGAGGCCAAGUCGAAUUCGUGUAAUGGUGAAAAGAUUUGUCAUCCCAGUGCCAACUGUGAGUACAUCUCUGACACGAUCGUCUGCAGCUGUCCGGCUGGAUACUUUGGACAUGGCUAUGGCAGCGAUGGUUGCACCGAGGAUGCCAACCGGAAACCCUGCGAUAAUCAUCCUUGUUUGAACAAUGGAACCUGUGUGCUCAGCGGUCGUGGCACCAGUUGCAUCUGUCAGCCUGGUUAUAUGGGUGCACUGUGCGGUGAGACGGACGCCUGUCAUCCGAAUCCUUGCCAGAAUGGUGGCACCUGUCGCCUGCUACCCGGUAAUAAGUUCAUGUGCGUCUGUGCCGCCGGCUACUCGGGCAGCACUUGCUCCAAUCUGCGCAGCUUCUGUGGGCUGAUCCUUCGCAACGAGACGGGCAGCAUGCAGUUCCCGUCCAGCCAGGAUAUCACUCCAACGGAGUAUCAGCCGAGUGAGCGUUGUCCCUUCAUCAUCGCCACACGGCCGGGCAUGAUCUUGAACGUGACCUUUGGCCUUUUCGAUCUGGAGUCCAGCAACGAGUGCACUGCGGACUUCCUUCAGAUACAUGAUGGUAGCUCCCUUACCGCCCGACUCAUUGGGCGCUUCUGUGGCAACAAGCUGCCGCUGGGCAAUGGCACCGUGCUGACCACCCAGGAGCAGAUGUUCCUUUGGUUCCUUUCGAACAAUGCUACGCAGGGUCGAGGCUUUAAUCUCACUUGGACCUCGAUGCCAAUGGUGUGCGGCGGAGAACUGAACCUGAAAUUGGGUCAAAGCGGAGUUCUACGUUCACCCAGCUAUCCUGGAAAGACGCGACCCGGCAUCGAUUGUCGUUGGCAUUUGGAGGCUCCGUUUGGCACCCGUCUGCUUUUGCACUUCUACGAGAUUACCCUUGGCCUGGCUAACAGUCCUACGACCCCACCGGUGAACUGCAGCAAUGGUGAUUAUCUGAAGGUACUAGAUUCGGAUCGACAGCUGUACUUGGCCUGCCAGUCGGCACAGCCGGAGCCAGUGUACAGCUCAUCACAUAAAUUGAAUAUACACUUCCACACGGAUCUCUUCCGCAUGGACAGCUCGUUCCAGCUGCAUUACGAGGUCAUAGCGGGUCAUCCCAGCUGUGGUGGCAUUUUCACUGAACCCCGAGGACUCAUCCGUGGCCACACAAAUGACCAUGUCUGUUUAUAUCUCAUACAACAGCCAAAUGGCACAAAAAUAGAGCUGAAUUUCCAAAAACUCCGACUCUUAUUCACCGGAAAUUGCAGGCUACAGCAACUGCAGGUCUUUGAUGGAGGCAGUGAGGAUCAACCUCAGCUGCGACGUUUCUGUGGACAACCGGAAGAUAGCGAACUUCAGCCUUUCAUGUCCAGCGGCAAUGUCGUCCUCAUGCGCUAUGAUUAUGCAUUACACGGCUUUGAUCUUCCUACAAACUUUGAGCUACGUUAUAGUCGAGUUUGCAACGCCAAUUUCAGCGGUGAUCAAGGCGGCAUUAUCACAACUCCAAACUAUCCGAAUGGUUACUACGAGAACAUGGACUGCACCUUCAAUAUAAUCGGACCAUUGAACACAAAAGUGAAGAUUAAUAUAACUGACCUUUCGCUUAGCGGAACGGAGCCUUCACUUGUUCAACCGGAUGAUGAUGACUCAACCAUCAAUGUUGGAUCUCAACUUAACUAUUUAGACGUCUCGACAAACAACAAGUUACGCCUGGUCUUUCAUGGCACCAACAAUCCCCAUCGAGCACGUGGUCUCCGUUUGGAGUACGAAUUCAUCCGAAGUGGUUGCGGAGGUGUAUUGACUUCUCCAAACACGACCGUACAUCGGUUUCUUAAUUACCCUUGUCAGUGGAUCAUUGAGGUGCCAGGAAGAAAGCAUUUGGUAGUCUCAAUGAGGAGUUUCACCAGAUUAGCUGCAGAAAUAUAUAUCUAUGAUAACAUCACCGCUGGGGAGGCUAAACUUCUUAGGCGAGUCCAAUUGAGCAAUGACAUCCGUAAUUUCAAAAUGAAUGAAUAUACGGAUUCGAGUCUCUUAACCAUAAAUGUGCCCACAAGUUCAAUGUAUGUUAUAGAUAUUCGAUAUGAGCCAGCCAAUGAAGUAUGCGGUGGCAAUUUUACAUCUCGUUACGGAACCAUCAAAAGUCCCAAUUGGCCCGAGAACUAUGGUUCAAGGGAGAAUUGCACUUGGAUCAUUACGGUUCCGUUGGGAGAGCGCAUCGAGCUAAUCGUUCACAAGUUCACAGUUGAAACCACAUCGGAGGAGUGCCACGAUGACUAUCUGGAAAUAAGAAAUGGAGACCAUAUAGGUGCACCUCUAAUUGGACGGUACUGUGGCUAUAGUAUACCACCGCGAAUACCAUCCUUCGGCAAUGCGCUCUAUGUGCACUUCCAUUCGGAUCAUGUGAUAGAGGAGCAAGGAUUCUAUCUCAACUGGCAGAUGGCGGCCAGUGGAUGCGGUGGCAAGUUGACAUCGCCAGUGGGUGCCAUUCACUCUCCUCACAGCAUGGCAGGUAAUCGUGGUGCGUUGUCCUGUGACUGGCAGAUCAGCGUGUCGUUGGGUUCGACGGUUCAGAUGCAGCUGCAGAGUCGGGACAAUCUGUGCAAUGGGCUGCUAAGCAUCCACGAUGGACCCACAACACGUAGUCCGAAGCUGUCGCUGAACUGCAGCAGCGGUGAAGAACCGCUGGAAAAGAUGUUAACGCUUUCGUCCAGUGGGAAUCAAGUGCUGGUCCGCUAUGAUGUCGGCACAAAUUCACCCGAUGGGAUUGGCUUUGUGCUCGACUACUCGACAAACUGUUGGGUGCGGUUGGAGCAGUUGCAUGGCACUAUCGAAACUCCCAACUUUCCGGAAAACUAUCCGCCCGACAUCAGAUGCACGUGGGAUAUUCGAGGUGGUCAGGGAAGCAAUCGCAUUCAAUUGGCCUUCUCACACAUGACCAUGGAGAAUAAUGAUGCCAGGUGUGACUACGACUAUGUCCUGCUGCGAGACUACCGGGAUAAUCAGUUAAUCAGCGAGCAACGUCUGUGCGACCUCAAGGAUGAGAUCAUCAGCAGUGUGGGAAAUCGUCUGGUGGUGAAAUUUAACAGUGACUACACCAUAGUAGCUCAAGGAUUCCAUGCGGAAUACAAACGCCUGGGAUGCGGUGAAGAGUUUCUAAAUGAAGAAGGUCAAUUUGAGACACCCAAUGCUCCAUACAGUGUGGAUCUGGACUGCCAUUGGCGGAUUGUUGUGCCCGAGGGUAAAAGAAUCCGUCUGGUGUUCAAGGAUCUACACAUCGAGACGACACAACGCGAUUGCAGCCAGGAUUCGCUUACCGUUUGGGCUGGAUCCAAUUCAUCUGAGGCUUUGCUGCGUAGCUGCCAAGUGGAGUCCUCCAUCCAAACCCUUAUAUCGCCAACUAACGAAAUUAAUGUCCGUUUUCGAAGUAGCUCCCAACGUGCCCGCAAAUACUUGAACGUCACCUAUGAUUCAAUUGCAGCUGAAUGUGGAGGGUAUUUAAGUGCUAGUAACGGGAUUAUAGCAUCUCCCAGCUACUAUCAGCCAGGCCUGGAUGUCUACUAUAAGGAUGUGGAGUGCGUGUGGACCAUAGAGGUAUUGGACUCAUAUGGCAUCAAGCUGGAGUACCAGACGUUCAACUUGACCGGCAAAUGCGACGAGUCUGAACUUAAGAUCUUUGACUUCGGCACCGAAAAUGUCAAAAGGCAGGCUCAAUAUGAAUGCGGAGCAGAUCCCUACGAUUUAGUUUUCUUAACAAAGAAACUCCAGUUGCGUUUUAAGGUGAAGGCGGGAUCCUGGGGUAAGUUUGCCAUGCGUUAUAAACGGAUUUGCGGAGGAUUGCGGAUAGCGGAUGAAGGUUAUCUUAACUCGCGACUGGAUUCAAAUUGUUAUUGGAUCAUCCAAGGAGCGGAGGGCAGCAAGAUCAGUCUUAAUAUAAAUCAACUGGAAUGUCCGGCCUGUACAGCUCCUGCUGGCAACUGUACGGCAGGAUUGCGUGUGUUAAAUGAAGACAGUGCAGUGACCUAUUACAAUCUGUGCCGAGAGCAUCCGGCCAAUUUGAUGAUCCCCAGCAACAAGGCACGCAUUGAGGCAGUGGGAAUUGUGCUUUCAGCGCAGUACACUACCAUCGAUAAUUCCUGUGGUGGAAAUAUUACCUCUGCACGUGGCACACUCAGCUCUCCGAACUAUCCGGAAUCCUAUCCCUCGAAUGUGGAAUGCGAUUGGUUAAUCACACCUCGUGCCGGCAAUGCUAUCGAGCUAAACUUUGAGGCAAUGGACAUUGCCAAGUCGGAACACUGCAAUGUGGACUUCCUGGAGGUGCGGGCCGACCGUCUGGGCCCCUUGUUGGGCCUCUACUGCGACAAUAUCCUGCCCGCUGAGCCAAUUGUUUCCACUACCAACAUCUGGCUUAAAUUUCGCACUCUGCCGGGCAGUAGCGGUAAUGGCUUCAAGUUGCGCUGGAACUAUGUUCACGAUGUCGAACUGAUAAACCGCACAAGUGGUACUAUCGAAUCGCCACCCACGCUGACGGUUCGUGGUGAUGAGCAGCCCUACAGCUGGAGAAUCUAUCCCCCAAGUGACUCAGUUGUUGUUCUGGACUUUAAGGAGUACCUCUCAGGCUUACAGCUGUUUGAUGGCUUUGAUGAUACCGGCUUAAGCAUCGACAUUGAGAACUCGCCCUGGCAGUUCAUCUCAAGCAGUAACGUGCUUUAUUUGAAAACUGUAAAUACCGAUUUCGUUUCAUUUCGGCUUGAGUGGAAAAUAAUGAAGUCUGAUAAGCUGACUAAAAAUGUGACGCUAACUGAAGAGUGUAAUAAGAUUCAUAUCGUGGACAAGGACACAGCAAUUGAGGUUACAUCUCCAGGUUACCCGCAUGGCUAUAGGUCACGACUGAACUGCGAGUGGACAUUUAAGCCUUCGGAUGUAGCACAUCACGUCUUUGUGGAUCUGUAUGAAGCUCAGCUAGAGGAUUCGGAACAGUGUUCAUUUGACUAUCUAAGCAUACAGAGCUCUAGCAAUCUGGCUAGCUGGCAAGAGCAGUUGCGAGUCUGCAAUAAGAGCGCCGAUCCAUUGGACAAUCCCUUGCAACGUGUGCAUGGCACCCCGAAUCUCAAGCUGAAGUUUUAUACUGACAUAUCGAUGAAUGGGACUGGCUUUCGAGCAAUCGUUAACACAAAGUGUGGCUCCAAUAUGACGGAUUCUGUGGGCACCAUCAUAAGCUCUAGUGUGCUGCCAUCCACGACAGUGGGAGAAAGCAGCUUCUGCGAGUGGCACAUUGAUGUGAGACCCAAUAGAGUCAUCGAUAUUAGUAUUGAAUACAAUGGACAGCCCAUCAAUAAAAAUUGUACACAUUUCGGUAUCAUCUACGAUGGUGUAGACAUCGGAGCACCGAUGUUGCCUCACGGCAAAUUCUGUAAUCAGUUGAAUUUAAAUACAGGUUCAUAUCGGACAAGUGGACCUCAUGCUACCAUUAGAUACUUCAUGCCGGCUCUCUUUGCGAAAGCUAAUCCUCCCCAAAACAAUUGGACACUGACGUACCGCGAGUUUAGGGAUUGCAAUACCGAGAUACGCCUCACCCAUCUAGCGCCCAGCUAUGUCUUUAGCACACCCGGCUAUCCCGAUUCCCCCCAUGCACACACUGACUGCACCUGGCUGGUAGUAGCGCCCUUGGGAGAAUCCAUUGCUGCCAACUUUGUAGAUGCAUUUGACCUGAGCACUCGCGAUUGUGAUAAGGAGUUCGUUGAGCUGUACGAUGGCUCCACAAUGCUGUCUCGACGUCUGUUACAAUCAUGUCGCAGGCCGGAUACCCAACGCACCUCGGCAAACUUUCUGCUCGUGCACUACCAAACGGAACUUAAUGAGCCGCAUUCGGGAUUCACGCUGAAUGUAUCGCUUAGCCAGUGUGGCGGACAGCAACCAAGCAGCGGCGGCUUCAUCACCUCCGAGCACUAUCCGGCCUAUCCCAAGCCAGCUGCUUGCGAGUACACCAUAAAAACGUUACAUUCCUCACACUAUGUAGUAAACAUAACCGAUCUUCAUUUGCCCUAUAAUGCGAAUGCUAAAGCGGAUGAUCUAGAUCGCAUUGAGUUUUUGGAUCUGAUGGAUCAGCGUCGCAUCAUGUUGGUUCUAUAUGGUAACAUGACUCAGCUGCCAUAUACGGAUUCACUCCAAACCAGUGAAGUUGCCAUACGAUUCGUUGCAACGAGCGCAAAUGUUAACAGCUAUCGAGGAUUUAAGCUUGAGUACAAAUCGGAGCUGGGUUCUUGCGAUCGGAGUAUCAAUGCUGCUUCUGGAGAGCUGAAUAUACAAAAAUCUGUUGUGCCCCUGAGGGGGAUGAGAAAUUGUGUAUGGCGUAUUUUUGUGCCCAAGGGUCAACGCGUCCGUCUCGAGUUCCUUAACCUGGAAGACUUGCGGGCGCCUUCUACGGUUCACCUACCUCACAGAGUCCCAUUCGGAAUCUCACCGCGGCAACAGUUUACCGCCUACAAUGAUAUUUUCCACAUGGCAAAGAUAAUCGAUUUUAAUUUGAACUUAUAUAAUGGCAGCGGAAUAAUUGAGUCAAGCGAUAACUAUAUGGGUGUACGUAUCAUACUAUCGCCUAGCAUGGCACAGAAAACGCUCCGAGCACGGUUUAGCUCCAAUGAACCGUCAGCUUGUCCGCCGGACAUUGGAGGCCAGGCAGCUGGCAUGCUGUCCAACCAGGAACUUAUUAAUCUGCCCAGCUAUUACUGCACCAUUAAAUUUGUGGCUGAACCAGGCGUAACCAUUAGCUUUAAUACUCAGUAUUCAAGUUACACACAGAUCUGGGGCUAUGUUCGGUUCAAGGACGAUGUGCAAGGAGGGGAGCAACUGUUGCUUACAACUGGCAAUGUGACGUUCUCGGUGGCUACUACAUCUGGACACCUUGUGAUCUACCAGAGCGAACUGUCCGCCCAGCUUCACUUCCGGGCCACUUAUCAACGGUAUGCGUGCGGUGGACACAUCAAACUGACGGAGGGAAUGACAAUUGAGAUACCUCGUUUGACAGAGCACUUUGGCAUAUUAGACUGCAUGUGGAGGUUGGAUAACAGCGAAGGCUACGAGCUGAUGAUCAAUUCAAGCUUCAGCGAUAGUUGCGAUAAUGAAAAUCUGGUCAUUUCCAAUGUGAACACUGAGGUGGCACGGUUCUGUCGUGGAAUGACCCAGAACAACAAUACAACUCUGAAACAUAAAGCUUACCACGUGCGCUACCAUGCAACCCAGUAUCACUCGGGUAGCAGUGAAUUCCAGUUGCUGGCCACCAAACCAGAUACCGCCAAUGGCGACAUUGUAAGGGUUGGGUACUCUCCCGAGCCGGCAGUGACCGUCGAUGCGAAGAGGUAUAAGAACAACAUGGAGCUCACCUGGGAGUUCCGAGCAAGUCAAUUCAGGACACUGCGAUUGAAGUUCCAGAAUAGAUUCUUCAUUGAGAUGGCGCCCAACUGUAGCAAUGAUCGGCUCGAGGUGUUAUCCUAUCAGUCGGAUAUCUGGCAACCGAUUGCCACCUUCUGCGGAAGGGACUUACCACAGCCGUUGCACGUUCAUUCAAAUCGAAUGCGCCUUAUAUUCCGCACCAAUGGCAACGUCACAGGCGAUGGCUUUACAUUUGUGGUCCUUUCCACUUGCGAUGUCAAGCGCCAGGCCACCCACGAUCUGCAAACUAUACUCAGCGGUCGCGACAUUGCAAGAAGACUCAGGGGGGAAACUGUCUGCAACUAUGAGUUCACCACGGACACGGAGCAUCAGGUGCUGGUCAUGGUCAAAGGUAUACAUAACACAAAAUGGUCCCAGAUUACCUGUCAAUACUUUGCAUACUUUGAGGCCUAUCGCAGGGUCGAAGGUGAUACUCAGCAGGAGCAGUUGAUCAAUAACAGACUCUGUCCCAUAUUUGAGGCAAGCGGAUAUGGAGCUGUCCAUCUGGUCCAUAAGAUCGCUGAUCGGUCGAUACCCUUCGAGAUCCAGUAUCAGUUAAUUGGUUGUGGUGGUAAUCACACUGCCCCGUUUAUUCUACGUCCUCCACUGAGCGAAUCUGGUAGCUCCUAUAAGCAUGGUGUUGAAUGUUUAUGGCAUGUGGUGGCACCACCACAACAUGCUAUAUUCCUGCACUUCAAGUACUUCGAACUAGAUACUCAAUAUCAGAUGGACGAACUGAACGUUUAUCGUGGUAGCAGCCCGAGGGAGGAGCAACGUGUUAGCCGACUCCGAGGCAACUUAUCGACACCAUUCAUCAUGAUUGACAGCAAUGAGGCGCUUAUUGUGGCCAACCUGCCAGGCUAUUCAGAUGAAAAUAGACGUGGUUUCCUGGCCUCUGUUAGCUUUACGCCCAACUGCAAUGAGCGUCUGGCGUUGAGUGAGGGCAACAACCGGAUGAGCCUGGUACGGCACUUCCAGAUGAAUGACACCAACAGCACUGAGGAUCUACACUGUUACUUCCGAGCCAGUGCACCGCCGGGUUACCGCCUAUCUAUUUCGCUGAAGCAACUGCAUCUGAACGGGCCACAUUGCAGAAACUGUAACUCAUUGGAAGUGGUCGAUGGCUUCGAUAUGGAAAGUCCCAGUUUAGGCACCUACUAUGCUAAUGUGGACAACGGCACAAAGCUCCUAAGCUCAGCAAAUGAUGUGAUUAUCAAGGUCAGCGGAAAGAAACCUUCGCAGUCAAUUAGCUUUGAGUUGAUGCUACAAAUGGAGGCUACGAUCUGUGGUCAGGUAGAGUAUACGCUGAGUGGAAAUCAGACCGUCAAUCUUCGACUGAGCUCCAACAACACCUCCAGCAACUACGAAGGCAAUAUCCACUGUAAAUGGCACUUCAUCUCGGAUAAGUCGGUGACCAUCUAUAUGCAUGCCGUGCAACUUCAGGAUGUCUCCCAGUUGACUCGAAAAUGCAACGACUACCUGCUCAUCAAGGGGGAAUAUAGUGGUCCCAAAAUAUAUUGCGGACAAUUCAGCAAUAACUCCUUAGACCUAACGGUGAUCAAUGGCUUUGAUGUAACAUUCCACAGCAAUGGAGGAGAAACAACCUAUGCAUUGGACAUAACAGUUGGAAUACAAAAAUAUUGUAACCGCACCCACACCGCUCUAGAUGGUAGCAUCUAUUAUUAUGCCAUCGAAAAUGACGAUCUUAAAAACUGCAUCAAUGAGAUACAUGUGCCACACGGUUUCGCGGUGGCAAUGGAACUGGAGUUUGUACAGUUUGAGCGAGGUGAAAAUGCAUCUUAUUUGAAUAUUACGGAUCUGGGAGCAAACCGCACGCUCCUUAAUGCAACAGAUAAUUUUGAAAGCUCGCCUAUUUCCAUUUUGAGCACUUCAAAUAAAAUACGCAUUGCGGCAUCUGGAGUGAGAUAUAUACAAAUAUACUAUCAUUCCAAUAUCAAUACACUGCCCACUGGCUGUGGAGGGCAGCUCACAAGUCUGGAGGGUUACUUUGCUAAUCCACCCUACGAAAGUCGUGAAUAUUCGGAAUGCACCUGGCAAAUCGCUGUUCCAGCGGGCAUCACACUGAAAUUCAACUUCAGAAGCUUUGAUAUGGGUCCCAGCUCCAACUGCGCGCUCGAUAACGUGAAGAUUUAUGAACUUCUUGCCGACAACAGCGAAAGUCUUCGCCAUACCUUCUGUGGACAUGAGAUGCCCGAGGAUUUCACAGUGAACAGUAAUCGGCUGAAGGUCGUCUCCAAGAAAUCGCCCAACUUUGUUGGAACUGGCUUUCGAGUAUAUUAUAAUCAAAUCUAUGAACAAAUGUAGUAUAUUUCUAGAUUCGUUAUUUCUAUUAAUAAUCUUUUUAAAUUGUAAUAAAGGCAGCUUAUAAAGAGCACUCCACUAUUCUUUAUUAAUCCGGUUCCAAAAGAGCUAAAGUACAGACAUCGGUAAAUUUUCAUUAACGUCACAGCUAUGUUAAUAAGUUUCUUGCAAAGUUAAUCAA